Caenorhabditis elegans is the source of this 372-nucleotide messenger RNA. It is a transcript of the gene C08E8.1, whose product is annotated as LITAF domain-containing protein. Gene Ontology annotation, cellular component: late endosome membrane; endosome membrane; membrane. The transcript is spliced from 3 exons. NCBI's taxonomy places the organism in Eukaryota, Metazoa, Nematoda, Chromadorea, Rhabditida, Rhabditidae. The coding region runs from base 9 to 317 and encodes 102 amino acids. The record is from RefSeq and is marked reviewed.
AGCUCGGAAUGAACUACCCGGAAGACUUUCAAAUUCCUCAUGUAAUAAAACCGGUGAAAUCUGCACCGUAUGUUGUUAAAGAAACCCCAUUGAAAACCUCGUUUCUGACAUAUUGCCCAACUUGUGAGAAAGCCUACAUGACGUCAGUAAAUACACAUAUUGGAGUGUGUUGGUGGCUUAUUUGUUUCUUCGGAACUGUUCUAUGCUGCUUCCCAUUUCUAUUUUUUCUUUGCUGUGAUGUCUCAAAAGAUGUGAAUCAUAAUUGUCCGAGUUGUGGGAUGUUACUGGCAAAAAAAAAUCGGGCUGGGUUCAAGUAGUUUUUUUGUGAUUUUUUGUUGAGAUUUGGCGGGAAUAAAGUUUUUUUAAAGUUUU